UAGAUAAAAGAUUUAAUCCUAUAUUACUUAGAAUCCAAUGCGACACUCAUUUUCCUGAACACAAUAACAAAGCUCUGUUGGAAAGACUUAACAGGCCUUCAGAACAACCAUAAUGUAAGAGGCUGGUUAUGAAACACUGACGAGAAUUUAGUGGUGAGAGCAGCUGCAGCCAGUGAGCAGGAUGGGUGGCGGGAAGAAGGUGGUGGCGGAGGCCUUCACUCACCCUCAGCGUGUUAGACUCCUCUACAAGACAAUCCUCAAGUUGCACCGAGGCCUCCCACUGGAACUCAGAGCCCUGGGUGACCAGUACACCAAGGAUGAGUUCCGGCGCCACAAGGAGGCCAGUGUGGAGCAGUCCCAGGCCUUCAUGAUGGAGUGGACCAACUAUGCCAUCACAGUGGCCAAGCAGCUCGGGGUGCGCGGCGCCCAUACCGCCAAGACCCUUGGUCGCCCACUGUCCCAGGGCGACCUGGACCAGUUCAACGAUGAGCAGGUGUACCAGCUGCACGAGCUGUACGAGGCAGCCACUAAACCAGCAGAGGCCCCCACCACACCGCCGCAGGACCACAAGAAGGACACGUGAGCAGGACAACUUUUAUUACGUGACAGAUGGACACAAGUUAUGGCACAACCUUAUGGAAAGACCGAACGACAAAAUCUGACACGAUGUUCCCACCAUUGUAGUAAUUACCGUGCCUGGCAGAGGUCACACGUCUAGAGUAACUGAUUUAGCACAGCAGAGAGCCACGGGGAGUGACGAGGGUGGCUGCUAGUGUCGGGCAGUUUGACUGGUGAUGUCGUUGGCUAACUUAUGCUGAGUUAAUUUUGUCCUCAUCUCAGGGAGAAAAUGUGUUCAUCAGAUGCACAGCACGCGAGUUUUAACACGGGUGAGUCACUGCUCCUGUCUGCCGUGUUGCAUGUGGUGGGUCGCCCGGGGUGGUGACAAGACAGGAAGUGGUGGUAGCGCUGUGGUGCAGUGCAGGUGUGUGCCCCUGGCAGACCAACACCUGGCCAGCAGGCGUCCUUGGCACAAGAUUACCUGUGCAUGACAAUGAAUUAGCCAUCAAACAAAUCUGUGCAUUGCAAAUAUAUCUAAAUAGAUUCAAAUUUUCUGAUAUUUGUAUAUAGAGAUGUUAUAUAAUACACCUUGAUUUAUAA
Messenger RNA from Scylla paramamosain (green mud crab), 1158 nucleotides. RefSeq names its product succinate dehydrogenase assembly factor 3, mitochondrial-like (gene Sdhaf3). Gene Ontology annotation, biological process: mitochondrial respiratory chain complex II assembly; succinate metabolic process. Gene Ontology annotation, cellular component: mitochondrial intermembrane space; mitochondrion. The coding region runs from base 182 to 583 and encodes 133 amino acids. The record is from RefSeq and is a predicted model, not a curated record. The transcript has 3 exons. NCBI's taxonomy places the organism in Eukaryota, Metazoa, Arthropoda, Malacostraca, Decapoda, Portunidae.